AUGAAAGACAAACGUCUUCUCCCACCACCAUCUGAAGUCCCCGAGUUCCUUCACAGCUCACCCUUCUUUCCGACCUUCGAACCCGAUGAAGAGAACCACAUCCGCCCGCCGGAACACAUGCCCAGCAUCCUCGAGAUCCUCAAAUCCAAACCUGCACGUGUCGCCUUCACGUUCUUCCUUGCUCUGACCACGUUCAUCUACUUCCGUACUGCAGUCUACGAAUUUCAUGUCUGGACCCGUCUCGCGGGUCCUUCGUGCUCGCUAUCCGCUCCGGUCUACCCGCCAUCAUCCUGGGAUGCACCGGAUGUUGACUGGACCAAAUUCGCUUACACCCAAUACGCUACCAACCUAAACUACCUUUGCAACUCAGUCAUGAUCUUUGAAACUCUCCACCGCCUUCAGAGUAAGCCUGACCGCCUCAUGCUCUACCCAUCCAAGUAUUCCGCCCCAGACGCCGUAGCCGAUACCCCCGAGCGCCGCCUCCUGCUUAAAGCCCGCGACGAGUACGGCGUUAAACUCGAGGCAGUUGAAGUCGUGCACGAGAAGUCCGCCUUAUACGCCGGGCCUAAUUGGGCCGAUAGCUACACGAAGCUCCUCGCGUUCAAUCAAACGCAGUACUCCCGUCUUCUGGUCCUAGACUCAGACUCGACCAUCCUGCAGCUCAUGGACGACCUUUUCCUCUUACCAGAUGCGAAAGCGGUCAUGCCCAAAGCGUGGUGGCUAGACUACCCGUUCGUGACCUCGCAUAUCAUGCUCAUCCAGCCUUCCGCCUCCGAAUUCUCGCGUAUCCAGGAUGCGAUCAGGGAUGCGCAUCUGGGCUUCUACGACAUGGAAAUCGUGAAUAUGCUUUACGGGAGGGAAUGCCUGGUCCUACCACACAAGCCCUAUGCUCUGCUUACGGGCGAGCUGAGAUCUGGAGACCACAGCAAGUGGCUGAAAGGGGGACACGAGAACUGGGAUCCGGACUCGGUGAUGAAGCAGGCGAAGCUGGUUCAUUUCUCCGAUCAUCCGUUGCCGAAACCGUGGUCGGCGACGAAGUCAAUGAGAGAAAGUGCUCAGCCUGUCUGUUUAGAUGGUGAGGGGCAGGGGCAAGGGGAGGGGUGCCGGGAGAGGAAAAUUUGGAUGGGUCUCUAUGAGGAUUUCAAGACCAGGCGAAAGAAUAUCUGUGAUAUGUGA
Drepanopeziza brunnea f. sp. 'multigermtubi' MB_m1 is the source of this 1176-nucleotide messenger RNA. RefSeq lists its product as uncharacterized. Gene Ontology annotation, molecular function: glycosyltransferase activity. NCBI's taxonomy places the organism in Eukaryota, Fungi, Ascomycota, Leotiomycetes, Helotiales, Drepanopezizaceae. The record is from RefSeq and is a predicted model, not a curated record.